Pogoniulus pusillus (Red-fronted tinkerbird) is the source of this 579-nucleotide messenger RNA. Its product is annotated as V-set domain-containing T-cell activation inhibitor 1-like. The transcript is spliced from 5 exons. The record is from RefSeq and is a predicted model, not a curated record. Lineage: Eukaryota; Metazoa; Chordata; Aves; Piciformes; Lybiidae.
AUGAGUAUGAUGUCUCGUUCUGUGUUGGAAAACACAUUCGAUGGAGCGCUAUGGGAACAUGACUCUUUGUUCACCAAUAUGGAAGAAAACGCGUUCAGAAAACGCAUUCUGUCACAUUACAACUCGCAAGAAGAAAGUGCUUUCCGUGCUCCCAAGGUCUGCAUGGAGAAGAGCAGCAGUGGGGACAGGUUGCAGUGUGAAGCACCACACUGGUUCCCUCAGCCUACUGUGCACUGAAUAGCCUACAGCAAAUCUUAGGAGUACCUACCUCAGGUUGCCAACACCAGCCAUGAGCUGAACACUGAAAACAUCACUCUGAAAGUCGUUUCCUUUCUGCACCACGUUAUUGUUAACGUCACCUACGCCCGUGUGAUUGAGAACAGCAUUGCCAAGGCUACAGGCAACAUCAAAGUGACAGCACCACAUCAUGCCACAGACGCAACCUGGUCUAAAUGGAUGGCUUUGAUAACCCAACGAGCACGAUUGCAGCUGGUGAAUUUGAACACAAAGUCUGUGUCUUCCUCCCUUCUGGCCUGUCACUGGAUACUUCUGCUUCCCCUGUAUUUGUUGUCAAUAUAA